AUGCGCUGCACUAUCACUUCGAGUGAUUGCUUUGCUAUUGUGACCAGUAGAGCUGUAACCCCAGAAGCACGUGGGGAUUUGUGGUCGGUGUGGCGUAGUAACUGCACAACGGUUAUACGUGUUGAUCAAUUACCAAAGAUAGGUUUACCGGCGGAAAGAAUAGAAAAUGUGGAAAAUGU
Molecule: messenger RNA, 179 nt
Organism: Dentiscutata heterogama
Lineage: Eukaryota; Fungi; Glomeromycota; Glomeromycetes; Diversisporales; Gigasporaceae
Source: the annotation of a GenBank genome assembly